GCAAGGAGGUUCGGGACGGAGGUCGAGCAACCGUUCCUAUUUCGAACGAGAAGCCCGCUCCGGGUAGCCAAAGGAAGGCAACGGCACUUCAUACCUUCCGAGCACACCCGG
This is a messenger RNA of Nannochloropsis gaditana CCMP526, 111 nucleotides long. RefSeq lists its product as uncharacterized. The transcript has 2 exons. The annotation marks the transcript as partial. The record is from RefSeq and is a predicted model, not a curated record.